AAAAGAAAGAUGUUGUAACCCUGACCCUCAAGCCCAGCUUCCUUUCCUAACAAUGUGGGGGAGGAACCCAGGCUGGAGGAGAAGUUAAAGCCAGAAGAGGGGCAGGAAUGUCUGAGGUGGCAACACUUCUCUCCAGCCAGACAGCACUGGCCAGUUUGAAGUCUGUCCAUCCUGCAGGCCACAAGCUCUGGAUGAGGAACUUGAGGCGCAUCACUAGCCCCUGAUCAUUUCACCUAAAAGAGCAAGGACGAGAGUUCCUGACCUCCAGGCCAGUCCCUGAUCCCUGACCUAAUGUGUGUUUGCAGUGACAGUAAAAAAAAAUGUGUUUGCGAUAUAUGUAUAUACAUCUACGGGGGCCUGGGGCUGGGCGGGCUCCUGCUGCUGGCUGUGGUCCUUCUGUCCACCUGCCUGUGUCGGCUGCAUCGAAGAGUGAAGAGGCUGGAGAGGAGCUGGGUCCAGGGGUCCUCAGAGCAAGAGCUCCACUAUGCAUCUCUGCAGAGGCUGCCAGUGUCCAGCAGUGAAGGACCUGACCUCAGGGACAGAGACAAGAGAGGCACCAAGGAGGAUCCCAGAGCUGACUAUGCCUGCAUUGCUGAGAACAAACCCACCUGAGCACCCCAGACACCUUCCUCAACCCAGGCGAGUGGACAGGGUCCCCCUGUGGUCCACCCAGUAAAGAUCAUGGUCCCCCCA
This is a messenger RNA of Cercocebus atys (sooty mangabey), 693 nucleotides long. RefSeq names its product leukocyte specific transcript 1 (gene LST1). The record is from RefSeq and is a predicted model, not a curated record. The transcript has 5 exons. NCBI's taxonomy places the organism in Eukaryota, Metazoa, Chordata, Mammalia, Primates, Cercopithecidae. Bases 292 to 612 code for a protein of 106 amino acids. Gene Ontology annotation, biological process: dendrite development; cell morphogenesis; immune response. Gene Ontology annotation, cellular component: membrane.